GCUGAGACAGAUCAGACCCAAGGCAGAGACCCGUUACGCGCUUCGCUUUCUCGCACUUGAACUUUGCGCGGGCUUUCAACCGCGCUCUAUCCGCCCCGCCUCGCCCCCGCCCCGUCCCGCUCCGCGGCUCGUGUACAAUGUCAUUUUUUCGCAACAUCCGCUCCUCGCUGGCCUCGUCCCGCAAGAGUUCGUCGCGCGAUACGACGCCCGUGCGCAGCUGCAGCUCUCGGCCGGCGAGCGUGAUCAGCUCACGGCGUGGCUCGACGACGAGCUCCACACUGCAGCGCGGGGACACCUUCAUACUGAAUGGCUCCGACGAGGAGCAGCAGCAGCAGCAGCAGCAGCAGCGCGGCAAUGAAUCGAACAGCAGCACUCUGGAGAAGAAGUCAAAGAAAUCGAAGGUGUUUAGCAAAUUCAGCACAUUCACGAAACGCAAGAAGCAGCCCUCGCCCGAGGAGGUGGCCAGCUACGAGCACCAUCCCAGCGACACCGCCACGAAUACCUACUACAAGUGGCGCAACGACGGCGAUCGCAUGCUCGACUACGAUGCCCAUGCGGAUCCGUUCAAUUUCCUGUACGAGCAGCAGGGCAAGGGCAGGCAGUCCGCUGGCUCGCCGGCCGACGGGAUGCAGCGGCAGCCGAGUCUGGGCUCCAGCUCCAGUGGGAGCUUCGAUUCGAGCACGUAUCGCAAGAGCAAAACGCCGACGCAUCUGCGCGAGCAGCUGGAGCAGCUGAAGACCCACUCGAAUGACGAUCUGCUGGAGGAGGAGGAGCGCGACAAAUACAAAACGGUCACACUGAACAGCUUUCGCAAAUCAUUUCGCGACCGGCUGCUGCAGCAGCAGCAACAGCAGCCCCACAAUCCCGCCUGGUUCGUCGAGGUGCCGCCGCCCGAGGCGAGGCCCGAGUCGAGCAGUCAGCGCAGCGCCUCCAAGGAGAAUCGUCCCGACUUUCUGGUCUUCGACAACGAUAACUAUCGGCCGCAAUCGCGCUCUCCGCUGCGCGAUCGACCCUCGCGCUCCGCCACCCGCUCGCCCGUCAAGCGCAACGAGACGUUCCGUGUGGCCCAGCCCAUGCUGCGUCGCAUGUCGCCCUCGCCCACGCCCAAGCCCACGCCGCCUGCCUCCGCCAUACGCAUCGAAAUCAAGAACUCCAUAUUGCCCCACUCGCCGGGCCGACUGGUGCCGGUGGGCGUGGCCAAGCCGAUGCCCACCACGGAGUACUACGCACAGCGCCUGCUGGCGAGCAGCCAGGCCAGGCAGCAGCAGCAGCGGCAGCAACAGUCGCACUCAACGUCGCAGCAGCAGCAGCCGCAGCGCGGCGGGCGUUAUCAAACCCUGGUGCACAUCGGCAGCGAGCAGGGCAAACUGUCGCCGGCGCUCGCCCGAGGCCGCGCACCCACCCGCGUACAGCUCUACGGCAGCAAGCCGAGCAGCAACCGGCAGCAGCCGACGCCCACCUACUUCGGCGGCCACUACAAUGCACCUGCGCCCGUCUCGGCGCGACCCCUGUCCAGCUCGCGGCAGAGUUCUGGGGGCGUCGCGACCAGCAAUUGGGGGCGUCGCGAGCAGCAGCAGCAGCAGCAGCCCAAGCAGCAGCUGCAGCCGCAGCCAAUGCCACGAGUCGCCCACGCAAGGCAGCGCAAUCGCUCACCAAUCAAGAUUCCAUGGCGCUAGAUCGACCACUCGACUGAACAGCUACGGCUAGAGCUGGGCGCGUGACACGAAACACGAAACGAGACAAAAACAACAAAUAUAUGUAUAUAAAUCUAC
Molecule: messenger RNA, 1772 nt
Organism: Drosophila arizonae
Lineage: Eukaryota; Metazoa; Arthropoda; Insecta; Diptera; Drosophilidae
Biological process (GO): positive regulation of transcription by RNA polymerase II
Cellular component (GO): mediator complex
Molecular function (GO): transcription factor binding; transcription coactivator activity
Source: RefSeq, a predicted model, not a curated record